AUGCUGAUUGUAGGAAUUGUCCUAUUUCUUUCUAUUGCUCAGGCACUUGAAAUAGAGACUCCAAUAAACGACAAAAAUGCUUAUGACUAUAUAGAGCUUGACAACGGCCUCAAAUGCCUAGUUGUCUCCUGCUUAGACUGCCCACAAGCUGCAGCUUCUUUAUCCAUUAAUGUUGGCUCAAACCAAGACACAAUACCAGGUCUAGCCCAUUUCGUAGAGCAUAUGCUAUUUUUCAGCUCAAAAAGCUACCCAGAAGAAGACUAUUUAAGAUCCUUCCUAAACAACCAUUCAGGCUACACAAAUGCUUACACCGAUAAGCAAGAAACCAAUUUCUUUUUCACAGUUAGCAAUGAUGCUCUUGAAGAGUCCUUGAAAAUAUUCUCAAAAGCCUUUAUUGAGCCUGUUUUCCUUGAAAGCGCUGUCAAUCGGGAAGUAAAAGCAGUUUAAGAUUUAAGAUUUAAGAUUACGAUAACACUUUGUCGACCCCACUUAGCUUAGGAUCUAACAAUACAAGCCCAUCCCUCCUGAAUUCCAUCACUGGCUAACAGCUCUGAACAACGGUAGGUGGAAUCGGCCUAACCGUCGAACCGUUACAGUAGCCUAUGACCUAGACGAGUCUCUCUUCACUUCUUGAAGUUGAUUCAAGUUCACAUGGAACUGCCGAAGCAGUUCCUGCGCCAAUAUCCUUCAGAAAGUCUGAACUUCCCUCACUAGGAUGACCUUAGGGAGCAAGGUCCCUAAUUCAUGCGCUCCAUUUUUAAUUGUGAAAGUAGUUAAUUCUGAGCAUGAUAAAAAUAGAUUUAGUGAUGCCUGAAGAAUGUAUAGGCUAAUAGAGACCUUAGCAGGGGAAAAGCACCCUAUAAGCCAUUUUGCGACGGGAAAUACACAAACUUUGAAUGUUGAAGGCUUGGUGGGGAUAGUUCAAAAAUUUUAUGAAGAUUACUAUACUGCUGGGAAUAUGAAAUUAGUUAUAUAUGGGCAAUAUCCUAUAGAAACCUUAUUGAAAUAUGCAGUUGACUAUUACUCUGAUAUUCCUAUAGGCCAGUCUGAAUUUAUAUAUGACCCUCCUUUUCUGAAUUCAGGAAAAAUAAUUUUGGCACCUAAAAUCAAUAAUGGGUCAAGCUUGAUUUUAUUCUGGGCAGUCCCAUCAGAAUUUCGCUUUUUUCGGUCUCAGCCAAGCCACUUUUUAUCGUAUUUAUUGAACUAUUCAGGGAAAAAUAGUAUCAGCGCCUCACUGCCAGACUUAAUUGGUCAUAUGGAAUCUUAUAUUUCAAUGACUUAUCCAGAUUUUUCAUUAAUUCAAAUAGAAAUAACAUUAACUGACAAAGGCUUUGAAAAAUGAAAAUACGUGGCUGAAUCUGUUUUAGCCUAUAUUGAAGACUUAAAGCAAUUAUCUUCAGAAGAGCUUGAAUUGUUAUGAAAUGACUAUAGCGCAAUUGCCAGAGUUAACUAUAAUUAUUUUAAGUUUUCUACCCCUGGAGAGCUUGUUUCUGUAAUAUCAAGUAAUAUGCAAAACUUUCCUGAAAGACAUUAUAUUGCAGGAUUUGAAAUAAAGCGAGCUUUUAAUAGUGAAAUUUUUACCCCUUUACAUGAAAAAAAAGUAUUUUUCACUUUUAAAGGGGGGCUAAUCUUUUUUGUGAAAAAAUUAUAUCAAAUGUUUUAUUUAAUAUUUAUCGAUUUAAAGCAUCGGAAUCGAAAUUUUAUCAUUUUGUUCUAAUAUAAAGAGGAGCUAGUGAUAUUUUGAGUAUGAUUACUUCUGAAAAAAUGUUCGCUGUUUUUAUGUCAGAUGCAUUUGACAAAGGAGCUAAUUUUGAUGGAUCUAUAUUAGAAUUUACCAGCUAUGAUCCUUAUUACAACUUUUAUUACGAUAUCUUGAAAUUUAAUCUUAUUCCUAAUGGAAACCACUUCGCGAUUAUCAGUAUAAAUGAAUUUAUACCAUCAGAUUUAUAUGUAUUAGACUGUGAUUCCUGCAAAACUGAAGUAAUUGAGCUUAGCUCAAGCACUCAAUUAAAUGUGUGGUAUAAAUUUGACCAAUAUUUUGAGCAGCCGAAAGUUAUUAUUAGUGUUAUGAUUUUUACAGAUUCUAAUUCAAUGCUAAGUGAUAUUCACGCUGAUCUAGUUUCUAGAAUAAUCCAAGAAGAGCUUUCUAUGUUUAUCACCUCAGGGUUCUAUGCUGACAUAAAAUCUGAAUAUUCUGGGAUUUCUAUUACAUUAACUGGAUGGAGAGAUAAAAUGGACCUAUUUUUAGAAGAAAUAAUGAAAACAAAUAAAAAUCCAAGUCUCAAUAAAUUAAGCUCUGUGCUAGAAUCUUUAAACGAAAAAUAUGUGUCUGCGAUUAAUUCUCAGCCAUAUCAAAUUGCUUAUGAAAAAUUAGGAAAUAUUAUUCUUGAAGACUAUUAUACAAAUUCUGAAAGACUCAGCUUACUUAAUGCGUUUAGCCAAAAAGACUAUACAGAAUUUCUUACUUCCCCCCCAUCCUUGAUCGAACGACUCGCCAUCGUUCGAUCAAGGAUGGGGGUUAAAAAAAAUUUUAUAUAUAAAAUAUAAAAAUAUAUAUAUAUAUUUUUUUUUUUUUACUUUUAAAUAAGAGGGUUAAGGGUAUUUAAUAAUUAUUUUUAGAGCAAAAAAUUUAAUUAAUUUCAUAAAAAUACCAAUUUUUAAUAUUUUUGAUUUAUUAGUUACCCCUUUAAACUGUAUAAAUUUUAAUUUGUUCCUUAUUAAAUUAAUUCUUUUUUUUUAAAUUUUAAAGAUCUCUAUUUUAUUAGAUUAUUAAUUUUUUAAGCCUAGAUAGACGACUAAAUAACUUCGGAUAGUUGAUUUCGAAGCUUUCUGUCGUCUCAAAGUCCCUGAAAACAACUUCAUUGGGUGCAUCUUCCCAAGCUUCUGAUAACUAAUAUAUUUGUAUAUAUAUAAAAGUUGCAUGAUAUGAAAAUCGUUCGAUCAAAGGAUGGGGGUUAAUUUCCCCAAAUUUUUAGGAAUUUUUGCAGUCAAUCGUUCGAUCAAGGAUGGGGGGGGGGAGUUAAGAUUUUUGAAAAAACAAAUAUCGAUUUUUUUGUUUAUGGGAAUGCUUUGCAAAGUAACGUAGAUAUAUACAAAAAAAUUAUACAAAAAUAUAUAAAAAGUUCAGUAAAAGACAUAAGAAAAUAUCCAAAAGCAAAAUCAAUUUCGAAAGCUGGAAUAUCUACAGAUACAAGCAUCUCAAAUCACUGUAUUUUUAAUUGAUAUGAUUUUGGCUACUUUGAUUUACCCACAACUGCAGCUUUAAGAGUCCUCGUUGCUAAGUCAUCUGAUGAAGCUUUUAAAGUCCUGAGAAGCAAUUACCAGCUUGGCUAUAUUGUUUUUUCUGAUGUAAUUGAAAGAUUUGGGACUAAUUCAAUGUAUUUAAUUGUGCAAGGGUCAUAUAAAAGUCCUCCUGAGAUGAAUGAAAUUAUUGAUCGUUUUUGGGACAAUUUCGAAUUUUUACCUGAUGAUAUGAGCUUAGCAAACAGAGUGGCAGAAAGCUUACUAUGGAAAUAUGAAUCAAUGGAAGCAGAGCAUGGAGACUUAUGACUUGAAAUUUUGACAGGAAGAAGACAGUUUGGGUAUUAUCGAAAUUUGUCUGAGGAAAUCAAGAAAGUUAAGCUAGAAGACGUGGAAAAUUUAUUGAAGAUUAUUAGGAGUGAAAAUGAGGAUUUAAGUGUUCAGAUAUUUAUGAACAAACCUAAUGAAACUGAUAUGUCUCUUACUUUUAAUAAGAAAGAUAAACAUUAG
Molecule: messenger RNA, 3750 nt
Organism: Blepharisma stoltei
Lineage: Eukaryota; Ciliophora; Heterotrichea; Heterotrichida; Blepharismidae
Source: the annotation of a GenBank genome assembly